AUGGAGGUCUUCCUCCGAGGCGUCCCCAAGGACCUCUCCGACGACAGCCUCCGCCACGAGCUCACCCCGCUGAUGCGCCGUCUCGGCGUCGAGGACUGGUCCUGCGACAAGCCCAAGAAGAAGACGCAGGCGUGGCUGACCUUUCUCCGCGCCGAGGACGGCGCCGCCUUUCUCGCGCGCUACGGCAAGGUCAUUGCGCCCUCGCAGCCACGCUCCGUCGCCGAGGCGGCCGCGGCGGCCGAUGCCGCUGCGGGCAUCAUUAAGCCGCCAGGCUUCCCGCGUCGCGGAUCCGAGAUUUCGAGGCUGUGCAUCCUUCAGGCAGACGUUUAUGCAGAAAAGAGCGCCAAGGAGGCGGACCAUCUUAUCCUGAACCAUCUGAACCUCCAAAAGGACGAGCGCGAGAGCAGCGCCCCGGCCAGCAAGGCCGCCAAAACGACGACCGUGACGACCGUCUGCCGCAUCAACAGCAUCGCCAGCGGCAAGAUGAUCUUCUCCGAGGCCGCAGAGGGCGACGCGGCCAAGUCGCUCGCGUUUUCGCGCCAGACAGAGUGCACGACGGCCGCUCAGUCGCAGUUCAAGCGCAAGUCGUGCAUCUUGACGACCGUCACGGGCAACCAGAUGCACAUCUCCUACGCCACGGUCGAGGACUGCGUGUUUGACUUUGGCGACCGCUCCUUCACCAUGAUUUUAAACGAAAGCCCACGCUUCUACGCCCGCAACACGGUCGACCCGGACCUGCGAACGCAGUGGUCCCGCCAGCCUGUUCUCAGUGGCUGGCCGGAGCUCAACAAGUACGUCGCGCACUGUCUCGUGUACCGCUUCCAGCUGCCCGCAGAUGAAGACGUCGCGCGCCUCUUUGCGGCCAUCAAGGAGCAUCACGACGUCUCGGUGAGCCGGCACACGCUCCGCGUCGAGCGUGAAGAGGGCAAGGCCAGUGAGGGGUAUCUGGAGUGCAUGCAAGAGUUCAUGCGCAAGAUCAGAAACUUGGCCAAUAAUCCGCUGCUGCUGCCGUUUGUGCUGCUGUUUCAGGUGCACAAGAUGGUGUACAAUAAUCACCUGCAUCCGACGCUGGCGAUGACGAUGCUGGAAAUCAUGGAAACGCUGGCCAUGGAUGCGCAGAUGAGCAAGCGUCCGCUGCCAUUUUCCGUCGAGAGCUUCAAGCGCCUUUUCAAAGACAUCCCGUACCCGACGCCCGGCGUGAAGCCCAACGAGCUCGACCCUUUUGAGCUGCUGAAUCGCGUCAUGGACAUUGAGAGCGGGCUGCUGCGCGGCAGCGCCCCCGCUGCGGUGGUGCGGGCCGGAAUCGAGGCCGGCGGCGGACGCCUCGGGGAGACGCUGUCCAAGCAGCAGGCGUGGGUGCUCAAAGCCAUGGUGACGCCGACGCGCGUGGUGCUGGGCGGACCCGACGCCGAGUCCAAGAACCGCGUGCUGCGCAUGUUCCACGAGCACACCGACUAUUUCCUGCGCGUCACAUUUACCGACGAGGACGGCUCGGGCCUGAGCUUCAACCCGCGCGUCAGCAACGACUACGUCUACGACCAAUACCGCACGGUCAUGAGGCAGGGCAUCGAGGUCGCCGGCCGACGCUUCUCCUUUCUCGGCUUUUCGCACUCGAGCCUGCGCUCCCACUCGGCGUGGUUCAUGGCGCCGUUUGUCGACCAUAACAUGGGCCGCCAGGACUACGUCACCGUGCUCAACUCGCUCGGCGAUUUUCGCGAGAUUCGCAUCCCUGCCAAGUGUGCUGCGCGCAUCGGGCAGGCGUUCUCCGAAACGCCCUACGCCGUGUCCCUCAAAAGCGGUAGCAUCCGGAUCAAUUACAUUGAAGACGUCAAAAGCUGUGUUGACGAGUCGCGCGUGUUUAGCGACGGCGUGGGCACCAUAUCCCAAGAAGCGCUCGAGGAGUUUUGGAACGUGCUGCCGUUGAAGCUGGGCUCGCCGACGUGCGUGCAGAUUCGCGUGGCCGGCAUCAAAGGCAUGCUGUCGCUGGACCCACGGUUACUCGGCAAGCAGAUUUGCAUCCGCGCCGAGUCCAUGAUGAAGUUUCCCAGCCGCGACUUUGUGGAAAUUGGCAUAUGUGAAGUGGCCCACAAACCGCUCCGAUUGGUGCUGAACCGGCAAAUGAUUAAAAUCUUGGAGGAUAUGGGCACGAACCCAGUUUGGUUCAAGGAGAUGCAAGCCAAGGCGCUCGAGACGCUGCGCGGCGUGACGGCGACGGCGGCCAACACAUGCACUUUUUUGGAGUACCAGGGUGUCGGGGCCAAUAUUCGCCUGCCGCGAUUCAUCAGGCGGCUUCACUCGCAUGGUAUCGACUACCGAGGGGACCCUUUUCUCAAAGCGAUCGUGGAAUAUGUGGUGUUGAAAGAGCUUCGGCUGCUCAAGCACAAAGCCCGAAUCCCCGUCGAAAAGGGCGUGACUUUGUUUGGUGUCAUGGAUGAGACGGGAUUUCUCAAGGAAGGCGAAAUUUACAUUCACUAUGACAAGAAAGCUCCGGAACAAAAGUCGGGCAUCGAGGGUUCGCUCAAAGACGGCACCGUUAUCGUCACCCGAUCGCCGGCGCUGCACCCGGGCGAUAUCCAGCUGGCCAAGAUGAUUACGCCGCCGAAUAAGCACCCACUACGCGCACUGCGCAACUGUGUCGUCUUUAGCCAGCGCGGCGACCGCGACCUGCCCAGCCAGCUGAGCGGCGGCGACCUGGACGGCGACAAAUACAACAUCAUCUGGGACUCGGGUGCCAUGCCCAAGGAUGUUUUUCACCCGGCGAGCUACCCGCGCAACAAGCCGCAGCCGCUAGACAGGGACGUGACACGCGAGGACAUUGCCAACUUUUUUAUCGAAUUUAUGCGAACUGACGUGCUCGGGCUGAUUGCCAACAAGCACCUGAUGUACGCGGACAUCCAGCCGGCGGGUACCAAUGACCCCGUCUGCAUCAAGCUGGCCGAGCUGCAUUCGACCGCAGUGGACUACUCCAAGACGGGCAUCCCGCCGCUCAUCAACGAAAUCCCGCGGCAGCCCAAAACACGGCCCGAUUUCACGGCGCCGGCGCCGCCGACGACGACGUACAGCCUAGGCGAGGUGGCGUUUGUGGAAGUGGAUGAGGAAGAGGACGAGGGCGACGACGGCUUCGGGCGCCCGCGGUACCGCUACCACAAGUCGGAAAAGAUUCUCGGAGUUCUCUACCGCUCCAUUGACGAGAAGAACCUCUGGAACAAGGCAGCAGGCAAGGUGGACCGCAAGGGCGGCUCCGUGUGGGAGCAGGUGCAGCGCAUUAUGCACGCGGGGCUCGCGGCGUUGGGGGUCCGCAUUGAAUGGUUCCAGAGCAUUGAGGAGGCCAUCAAGGUACGUCGCAUCUACGAGACGGGGCUUUAUGAGAAUAUGCAGCAGUUCUCGCACAACCCUCGUGCGUCGGUCAGCGAGGUGGAAGCGUUCUGCGGCGACAUCGUCAACAAGACGGGGUCGCAGUCGAGGCAGCAGCGGGACUUGUCGCUGAAGCUCAAGGACGAAAUGGAACGGCUGAUGAACUGGGUCGUCAGACUGAUCAGGAAUCCAGAGGCGCUCGUCACAAGCAGACAGAAGGGGGCGGACGAGAACGAAAUGGUCAAGGCUGGGGAGGCCAUGAUAAGCCUCGCAAGGCUGCGGUCGCUCGAGAUGGCGGUGGCGUGUUUUGAGGUCGAGAUGCAGAAGGAUGCGGUCGCUGCGGCAGCCGCUGCCGCUGGGGCACCGAGUAAAGCAAAGCGAGGCAAGCUUGGCGAUAGGAUGCAGAGCUUUCGGGUAAUUGCGGCGGCGUGCAUGCUGAACGAGCUAGAGGCCGUGACGCGAGAGGUCAAGGGCGAGGACGCGACGACCAUGGUGGUUGCGCAUCGGGGUGCGAAGGAUCAAGAAAUGUCGGGAUAA
Akanthomyces muscarius is the source of this 3891-nucleotide messenger RNA. RefSeq lists its product as uncharacterized. The coding region runs from base 1 to 3891 and encodes 1296 amino acids. Gene Ontology annotation, molecular function: RNA-directed RNA polymerase activity. Lineage: Eukaryota; Fungi; Ascomycota; Sordariomycetes; Hypocreales; Cordycipitaceae. The record is from RefSeq and is a predicted model, not a curated record. Gene Ontology annotation, biological process: siRNA processing. The transcript has a single exon. Gene Ontology annotation, cellular component: nuclear RNA-directed RNA polymerase complex.